AUGGUGGAGUUCAAACCCUUCACAGCUUACAUCGUUGAUGCUUGCAGGACAGCUGGUGGCAAAAAGAAUGGCAAGCUUUCAGGCUACCAUCCCGGUGAGCUGGGUGCUGCCGUUUGCGAUGCUUUGCUGGAGCGCCAGAAGCUGCCGGGUGCGGAGGUGGAGGAUGUGAUCUUCGGAUGCGUGGGGCAAGUGGGUGCACAAGCUGCGAACGUCGGCCGCACCGUGGUUCUCUCCUCGCGGCUGUUGCCCGAAAGCGUGCCUGGCACCUCAGUGGACCGGCAAUGUGGCUCCUCGCAGCAGGCAGACGGUUGGGGCGAACGCAGUGAGAAGCACCGAAAAGCAUCCAAAAGCAUGAGAAGGAAACAACUGGGCCCGCCCCAUAAAACCUGGAGUUCGGAUCUCCUCCCUUCGCAAAUGGCUUCAAUGCGCUUACGCUCGGCUGAGCUUGGCCUUUCUAGAGGUUUUCGCCUGAGCUCUUGCCUUUGGACGAAGGCGGAAUUUUUCAAGACCUGA
This is a messenger RNA of Durusdinium trenchii, 513 nucleotides long. The record is from the annotation of a GenBank genome assembly. NCBI's taxonomy places the organism in Eukaryota, Dinophyceae, Suessiales, Symbiodiniaceae.